CUUUUGAGAUUGUUAUCUGCUGCUGCAGCAUCUCCUGCACCACAGUAGGAAAUGAGCCACUCAAAAAUGACAGCUGCUCGAGAAGGAUAUUUGAGGACAGAUCAGUUCAAUAAGGGAGGGGGAAAAAUCCAGCAAGAAAUGGACUUUUAGCUUGGCGGUUGCCAAAGUGUUUGGAACCUUGGGCGCUGCACUGACGUCCAGGACGCCUCGCAGCGAGGAUGGCCAAUUGCGAAUGGUGGGUGCCUGUUGCCACCUCGGCUGUAGCCCUGGUCCUAUAUGCUCUACUCUUACUGCUACUUUACAUCAUGCUCAGCAGGAAAAUAGACAGCCGCUCCUGCAGCAAGGAGGCGAGCAGCCGUCCUGCAGCACAGCCCCAGCAGCCGCCGACUUCUUCGGCCGGAGGGGAAGGGGCGCAACAACCGGCCUAUGCAGGUGAGGGGGGCAGCGAGACGUCUUCAGAGACCUCGGAGGAGUCGAUGAGCAGCCCCUCCGGCCCACAGGGCCCUCGGUCGCCUGAAAACCUCAAUUACACGUCCCUGCUCUUCUCGGGGAAGGGCCACGGGCCAGGCUCCACCAGGGACUACGAGAACAUGAAGACGGGCGCGGACUACGUCAACGUGGACCCAAAGAAGAAGAAAGUGGAUUUCUGGGCCUGCUCCAGCCCUGUCGCCUCCAAAUCCAUCGAGUACACGGAGGUGAAGCUGUGACUCCCGGGACACCCAUGGGGGCCGUGGGGGUGCUGUCAGGGUCCCACUGCCUCUGCCCCUCGGUGCCUGCAGCCCCCGGCAGCCAGGGAUUUCCCUUCCCACCACCCUGAUCAGACCUGGCACGGGCUGAAGCCUGCUGGUUUUUAUCCCUUGUGAUGCUGCAGCCCACCGAGAGAUUUGCUCGGUGCUGUACGUGUCGGCACCACCGCCCCCCAGGGCUGCGGAUGUGGGAUGGUGCGGGGCUGCCCCACUCCCUGCCGCAGGGAAAUGUUCCCUCCCCAGGCCAAAACGUGCCCUGCACUUGUACUUGAAGGCCGGUUUUCUCAUCUCCUGAAAGCAAAUGAAUUCCUGCUCCCCCUUGGGAUGUUCAGGGAGGAAAACACAUUUAUUUCCAGAACAUCCAUCUGAACUGACCAGCAUCUCCUCUGAAUCAUGCUUCCUUUGCUGAUUGCCGUCAUAAAAUCCUUUUAAAUACACUUCCUUCACCGGCUUCACCCUUCCUGCCCAAGCUCCGAUCCCU
Messenger RNA from Oxyura jamaicensis (ruddy duck), 1227 nucleotides. It is a transcript of the gene RHEX, whose product is annotated as regulator of hemoglobinization and erythroid cell expansion. The record is from RefSeq and is a predicted model, not a curated record. The transcript is spliced from 6 exons. The coding region runs from base 219 to 707 and encodes 162 amino acids. NCBI's taxonomy places the organism in Eukaryota, Metazoa, Chordata, Aves, Anseriformes, Anatidae.